CAGAAGGCCUCCUCAGACCUUAGCGAUAUGGGAGUCGAAAAUUGUCAACUUUUGUAAUCAUUCUGUGCGAGUGAGCAUCUAGGUUUCGAUCUAGAGAUCAACAUGGAGAGGAGUUUCUUGAAAGCAUGUUGAUGGAUGGAUGGCUUCUGAAGUUGGUUCGCAUAGGUGGUUCUGUUGAAGACUCUAUAGCAUCGUGGACGCUAACCAAGUUGUUGUAUUCAUCCAAUAAGCAGCUACAAGUUUCUGCAACUGACUUUUGGGAUAGUAUUCUUUCCCUAGAUGAGAAUGAUAAACUGCUGGUCAACCUUGGGUAUUUUCCUAGCUACUCUGUUCUAAAAUGUGCUAUACUUAGCUACGGGUAUCUUUUUGAGAAUACUGGCACUAAAGCUUCAACCUCUGAAAGUGCCACUGCAGAUAGCUCUGAUGCUGGUCCACCUCAUAACAUAAUUGCAUGGUUAAGAGUUGUGUCUGCUUGCUGCAAAAUCAGAAAAGUGUGUUCCAUCUUCUCGGCUUCUGAGGCAGAAGAACUUCUUAUUAUUGUCAUUUCCCUCCUUUUGGACCGUGGCCUUGAAGGGCUCCUGAUUAUUUUGGGAGACUGCCUGAAUUCACUUGUAUUAUACUUCGAUACAAGUGAGUGGGAAAGUAGUUGCGUGAUGGUAGCUGAGUCAAUCGCCAAGAGGAUAGUCGACUGCAUUCCUGGAACCAAUAAGCGCAGCAAAUUCCUGAGGGGUCAGCUGGCACUUCAGCUGCUGAAGAUUAACUUUGGCCUUAAGGUGGGGAGUGUUGAAAAGAUUUUGAAGCUAGUGACAUCCAUCAACGUGAAGGAGAAAGAAUGUGACUUUUUCAGGCUUUAUGUGUAUCUAGUAUUGAUGGACAACUUACUUUUCGCAUGUGAUGCAUUCAGAGAUAAGACUAAGAUUGUUGAUACUUGGCGUCAUUAUCUGCGCAACUGCUCCACGCAGAUUGCAUGCACAAACUGGGUAUUCUACGCUCCAAAGGUUAGAAACAAGGCUUCGUAUCUUCUGCAAGGUGCAGCAUUCAAAAAAACUGGUGGCGAUGGUAACAUUUCUGCUCAGUGAUUGAGGGGCACAGUAUCUAUUGCAGCGCUAUUCCGGUGACACAGACUGGGCAACAGCGAAAUGCUCAGACGGUUUUUGUAUAGUAGAGGCUUUGCUCUAUUAUGGGAGAUAGACUUGAUGCUUCAGCACAAAGUCGUUUCAUCGCCAGCUACCAUUAUGUAUGCUGAGCUUGCAGUGGUUGUUUAGGUUUAUGGCAGCUAGCUUUGAGUAUGGGGUGGCUUAAGCCAUGGGCCAUGGCACAUUGUCAGCAGCAAAAAUAGAGCAAGCCGGCCGCAAUCAGCGCCGAGCAGACACACCUGACCUGACGAUGCUGAUGCACCUGGUGGCUGGAUCUCCUCUCCAUGUUACUGGCCAGAUUCCAUGCAUUUGUUUUCGGACUUGCCUGCUGGUGUGCACAUGGCCUGGUCCCCAUGAUCUACUCUAUCAAUCAGAUUGUUCUGUUCUGUUCAUCACAAUGUAUCAAGAGCACCAAUGAAUGAAUCACAAGAGAGACAGCAGCACAGCUAGCUAAGCUAAGUACCCAUAGCCAUCCCCAUCUAUCCGCGUGGAAUUUGAAAGAAAAGAGGACGAGGAUCCAAUCUAAAUGUAAUUAUAUAUAUAGUAAGUAGUAACAAAACUGAUUCCAAGUAA
Messenger RNA from Panicum virgatum (switchgrass), 1709 nucleotides. RefSeq lists its product as uncharacterized. The coding region runs from base 126 to 1079 and encodes 317 amino acids. NCBI's taxonomy places the organism in Eukaryota, Viridiplantae, Streptophyta, Magnoliopsida, Poales, Poaceae. The record is from RefSeq and is a predicted model, not a curated record. The transcript is spliced from 9 exons.